AUGCAGCAGUUCUUCGCCUCAAAGCAGGAGUCAAAAAUAGCACAUCAGCCCGCGACAGACCGGAGCCCGGCAGGAACGCAUCAGAAGCCCGAGGACUGCUUCCAGCACUGCGUUCCGGCUGUACGUACUACACCGGUUACACAGCCGAGCGGCUGGCAGGUUGCGGUCGGCUUGGAACCAAACCGAGUCUCGUUCCCCGAGCCGUCCCCGCAGCGUAAGACGAUGCGCAGGCGGGCGGCGGCGCUGGGCCCGGACGCGGGCCGGCCGCACCCGCAGUGCCUGGACUUCAAGCCGCCGUUCCGGCCGCCGCGGGCCCUCGCCUUCUGCCGGCGCUACGGCGCCUUCGGCUGCUGCGACUCGAGGCGCGACCGGGCGCUCCUCCAGCGCUUCUAUCGCCUCAGCGCACACCUGGACGGGCCCACGUACUCCGCCUGCGCCGGGCACCUGCAGGACUUGCUCUGCCAGGAAUGCUCUCCAUAUGCAGCUCACUUGUACGAUGCUGAGGAUCCCUCCACCCCUGUGCGGACCAUACCAGGACUUUGCCAGGACUAUUGUCAGCAAGUAUGGCAAAAAUGCCGGUCCAUUUUUCGCUAUCUCUCUACAGACCAGGAGUUAAUUGCACUGGAGAACAACAUGGCAAAAUUCUGCCGCUACCUGUCCCUGGAGGACACAGAUUACUGUUUCCCACACCUGCUGGCUAAUGAGAACCUCAACCAAAACCUGGGGUUGGUGACCGCUGAUGCAGAGGGCUGCCUCCAGCUCUGCCUCGCGGAGGUGGCCAACGGGCUGCGCAAUCCCGUUGCAAUGGUGCACGCCAACGACGGCACCCAUCGCUUCUUCAUCGCUGAGCAGGUUGGCCUGGUGUGGGCCUACCUCCCUGACCGGUCCAGGCUUGAAAAACCUUUUCUAAACAUCAGUGAAGCCGUGCUUACCUCACCUUGGGAAGGAGACGAGAGAGGUUUUCUAGGUAUUGUCUUCCAUCCUAAAUUCAAAUUUACUGGUAAAGUGUAUGUCUACUAUUCAGUUGAAGUUCGUUAUGAAGAGAGAAUCCGAAUCAGUGAGUUCAGAAUUUCUUCUGGUGACAUGAAUACUGUGGACCAUGGUUCUGAAAGGAUAAUUCUGGAAAUAGAAGAACCAGCUUCCAACCAUAAUGGAGGAGAGCUGCUCUUUGGUGAUGAUGGUUAUCUCUAUAUAUUUACUGGAGAUGGAGGCAUGGCUGGAGAUCCUUUUGGGACCUUUGGAAACGCCCAGAACAAAUCAGCACUGCUGGGCAAAGUGCUGCGGAUCGACGUGAACAACAAUGAGCGGGGGCCUGUGUACAGGAUCCCCCCGGACAACCCCUUCGUUGAUGACCCACAGGCUCGACCUGAGGUCUAUGCCUACGGAGUGAGGAAUAUGUGGCGCUGCUCAUUCGACAGGGGAGAGCCUGAUACGAAGGAAGGGAAGGGGCGUCUCUUCUGUGGGGAUGUAGGACAGAACAAAUAUGAAGAGAUCGACAUUGUAGAGAAGGGGAAGAACUACGGCUGGAGGGCGAGGGAGGGAUUCAGCUGUUAUGAUAAAAAGCUUUGCGUCAAUUCUUCACUGGAUGAUGUGCUUCCAAUCUAUGCAUAUCCACACAAAAUGGGGAAAUCUGUUACAGGAGGCUAUGUCUAUCGAGGCUGUGAGUUUCCAAACCUGAAUGGCUUAUACAUAUUUGGUGAUUUUAUGAGUGGACGCCUGAUGUCUUUGAAGGAGGAUCAUACUACUGGAGAGUGGCAGUACAGUGAAAUCUGUAUGGGGACAGGACAAACCUGCAUGUUCCCCGGGCUCAUCAAUAACUAUUACCAAUACGUAAUUUCUUUUGCUGAAGAUGAAGCAGGAGAACUUUACUUCAUGUCUACUGGCGUACCAAGUGCCACGGCCCCACACGGGGUGGUGUACAAAGUGGUGGACACCUCCAGGAGAGCACCACCAGGAAAAUGCCAAGUUGAGCCUCUGCCAGUAAAAGUAAAAAGCAAGCUUGUAAAAUUUGUGCCAAAGGAGAAACUCAUUGUGAAGACACCAACACCACGUCCCCGACUAAAGACCACAACUGAAGCCCCGAGAAGAGGCUGGCCAGACCCUGCCACGUCCCACACACCAGCUCUAGACCGAGUGGACCAAGCCCCAGUGAACCGCAGCGUGAUGCUGGUCCCCACCACAGCACGAAGCCCCAAGCCUGGAAAAAGGGAAAGGAAGGGACAGCGCAGGAAGAAGAAACCCCGCAAUGGGGCCGUGCGGCUGGAUGGUGGCAGCCGUGGACGGAGCUGGGGCAGAGUAGAGGUCUAUGUUGAUGGAGAGUGGGGCACGGUGUGCGAUGAUGGCUGGAGCUCAGCAGCCGCUGCUGUGGUGUGUCGUCAGCUGGGCUUUCCCUAUGUGGUGCGGGCCAGCAAGAAGGCAGAAUUUGGGGAAGGGACUUCGCUUCGUAUUCUUCUGGAUGAUGUCCAGUGCUCUGGGCAGGAGAAGACACUGCUGGAAUGUGCCCACGCUGAGGUUGGUACGCAUAAUUGCUCCCACGAGGAGGAUGCUGGUGUGGUGUGCAGCAGGGAGGAGGUGGCGGACUGGUGAUGGGUGCUGGAGAAGAAAGCUGAGGGACAGAGAGCACUUCCUCUUCCUAAUCGACCCUCUAAAGCAGCGUAUGUAUUGAGGAAGGCUUUCUCUGCCUAGGGGAUGCUGCACCUAUUUGAAUUAAUCUUGGCAUUUUCUUCAUCCACAUGCAUAUACCUUGGAGGGAAAGAAAAAGUAAAAAUUCACUGGUAACUUGAAUGUGUCCUGGCCAACGGAUGGGUUUGUAGGGGGUGUUUUACAAGAAGAAAACCCAAACCUCCUCAAUUACAGAUAACAGAUACCUACAGUUGCCCUUUUGCCAUACAAAAUGCAACAUUCCACAACCACGCUUCACAAUGUUUGGCUGAAAAAGAAAUUCCCAAGUGGCUGUGUUUCAGUCUUUCUUUUGCAGGUGUUUGCAUUGUUUUCCUUGCUUUGCUGGCUGUAGCUCUCAGUGGUGGUUCUGAAGUAUGCACAAAUCAGUGCCUUUCUUUGCAGAAUAAAAAGUAGACAUUUUGGCUAACUUUCUGCACACUAGUUGAAAGGAAAAAGAUUCUCUUGUAAUGCUUAACUUUGGUAUACAUCUAUGGAUUAUCAAAGAUAACUACAUCUAAGCAACAGUCAGGUAAAUUAGGAAAAGCUAUGGCAUGCUGCCUCGAAAACCCUUCUUCAGGUUACACUCCUCUGAGAGAAAAGAAAAUCAGGUCUUUUUUUACAUGAACAGAAACAUUACCCAGUUGAACACAGAAGACACUUUGUACAUGUUCUCCACUUUAUCAAGCACUGUGAAACGACAUAUUUUUGCAUUCAGUUUUCACAGCUAUGAAGGAUGUAAUGUACUGGGGUAAUAACCCUGUAAUUAUUUACCCUUUUUCAAAAAAUGUUAAAAAUAAAUCACAACAACCCACA
Molecule: messenger RNA, 3474 nt
Organism: Centrocercus urophasianus (Greater sage-grouse)
Lineage: Eukaryota; Metazoa; Chordata; Aves; Galliformes; Phasianidae
Gene: HHIPL1
Product: HHIP like 1
Exons: 11
Coding region: 1-2586 (861 amino acids)
Cellular component (GO): membrane
Source: RefSeq, a predicted model, not a curated record